AUGGAAUGUUUUAGCGAUGAACAGCGGGUAUCUGGAUCUACAUCAUCAAGUGGAAUUUUCCCGAACGAAGAAAUUCAACCUGUGGCUGGGUUUUCUAAGCAGCAAGUAUUUACACUUAAACAGGAAACUGUAACAUCAUACAUUUCAAGAAAAAUAUCGACAACCACGAAACGCAAGAUGGACAAUGAACGUUUAGGGCUUUUUAAGUAUGAUUACCACCCCUUCAGUAUAGUUGAAGACCGUGGAUUUCGAAAUGUGGUUCAUAUGUUAAAUCCGUCAUAUAGUUUACCAAAUAGACAAACAAUUUCAAACACCCUAAUUCCUUUGGAAUAUGAAAAAUGUCUGGACAGUGCGAAAGCGGAAAUACAAAAUGUGGUCAACAUUUAUCUAACCACUGGCUGUUGGACUUCUGUAAAAAAUGAGGGAUAUAUGGCUAGAACCGGUGAUUACAUUGACAAUAAUUUUAAAAUGCGUUCUAUUCUAUUAAGUUGUGAGUUACAAGAAGAAAAUCACACUGCCAUAAAUUUAGCCUCCAGAUUUAAGGAUGUUUUAAAAAAUUGGCAGUUGAGAAAAAAGGAUACUCUGGGGUUGGUAAAAGAGGUUUUGGACAAAGUGAAAAGUAUUGUGGCACAUUUGCGGAGGAGCACAGUUGCUAAUACUAAAUUAAAAAAAUUUCAAAAGCAAGUUGGCAUUGAUCCCCCAAAAAUGUUAACGCAGGAUGUUACGACCAGAUGUAAUUCUACAUUUCAUAUGAUUCUAAGAUUUGUAGAACUCGAAGAUCCACUAAGAUCGGUAAUUGGUUUGUUAGAUACUCGUUUACCGCAUUUGGAUACUAAUGAAUGGACUCUACUAAAAGAGCUUUGUAAUAUUUUAAAACAUUUUGACGCUACAAAAAAUAUUUACAACAUAACAACAAAGAAUAUACUUUGGAUGUUAGUAUUGAAGAAGCCAGGAGGGCUAAGGGUAAGGAACGAUUUAGAAUUUGCAGAACAAUUGUUGCAAGUUUGCAGAAAUUCAGACACAGAUUAUAUAAAUGUUGAAAAUGAAUCUGAAGAUGUCCCAGUUCAAAUAACUAUAGUGGAAAGCAUCCCUUCCGGAUCAAAGAGUACGGAUGACGAGAUUCCAGAGGUCACAGGUAACAAAUCAAAAGAUAUUGAAAAUGUACAUCCAGAAACCACAGGACCUACUAAGUUUAAAAAACGAAAGAGGGAAAAUCCAACUGGACAAUAUUUAAAAUUUAAAAAAGAAUUUUAUAAUAAAUUACAGGAAGAUAGGGAAAAAGCAAGGGAGGAGAAGAGAAUAAGGGAGGAAAAAACAAGAAAGGUUUGA
Molecule: messenger RNA, 1329 nt
Organism: Psylliodes chrysocephalus
Lineage: Eukaryota; Metazoa; Arthropoda; Insecta; Coleoptera; Chrysomelidae
Source: the annotation of a GenBank genome assembly